Molecule: messenger RNA, 1269 nt
Organism: Pelobates fuscus (common spadefoot toad)
Lineage: Eukaryota; Metazoa; Chordata; Amphibia; Anura; Pelobatidae
Exons: 1
Coding region: 1-1269 (422 amino acids)
Source: RefSeq, a predicted model, not a curated record
AUGGAGGAAACUGCUCCUGUCAGCCGAAUGGAGGAAACUGCGUCUCUCAGCCGAGUGGAGGAAACUGCGUCUCUCAGCCGAGUGGAGGAAACUGCUCCUGUCAGCCGAAAGGAGGAAACUGCUCCUGUCAGCCGAAAGGAGGAAACUGCUCCUGUCAGCCGAAAGGAGGAAACUGCUCCUGUCAACCGAGUGGAGGAAACUGCUCCUGUCAGCCGAGUGGAGGAAACUGCUCCUGUCAGCCGAAUGGAGGAAACUGCGUCUCUCAGCCGAGUGGAGGAAACUGCUCCUGUCAGCCGAAAGGAGGAAACUGCUCCUGUCAGCCGAGUGGAGGAAACUGCGUCCGUCAGCCGAAUGGAGGAAACUGCUCCUGUCAGCCGAAAGGAGGAAACUGCUCCUGUCAACCGAGUGGAGGAAACUGCUCCUGUCAGCCGAGUGGAGGAAACUGCUCCUGUCAGCCGAAAGGAGGAAACUGCGUCUCUCAGCCGAGUGGAGGAAACUGCUCCUGUCAGCCGAAUGGAGGAAACUGCGUCUCUCAGCCGAGUGGAGGAAACUGCUCCUGUCAGCCGAGUGGAGGAAACUGCGUCCGUCAGCCGAAAGGAGGAAACUGCUCCUGUCAGCCGAGUGGAGGAAACUGCUCCUGUCAGCCGAAAGGAGGAAACUGCGUCUCUCAGCCGAGUGGAGGAAACUGCUCCUGUCAGCCGAAAGGAGGAAACUGCUCCUGUCAGCCGAGUGGAGGAAACUGCUCCUGUCAGCCGAAUGGAGGAAACUGCGUCUCUCAGCCGAGUGGAGGAAACUGCUCCUGUCAGCCGAGUGGAGGAAACUGCGUCCCUCAGCCGAAUGGAGGAAACUGCUCCUGUCAGCCGAAAGGAGGAAACUGCUCCUGUCAGCCGAGUGGAGGAAACUGCUCCUGUCAGCCGAGUGGAGGAAACUGCUCCUGUCAGCCGAGUGGAGGAAACUGCGUCUCUCAGCCGAGUGGAGGAAACUGCUCCUGUCAGCCGAAUGGAGGAAACUGCUCCUGUCAGCCGAAUGGAGGAAACUGCUCCUGUCAGCCGAAAGGAGGAAACUGCUCCUGUCAGCCGAGUGGAGGAAACUGCUCCUGUCAGCCGAAUGGAGGAAACUGCGUCUCUCAGCCGAGUGGAGGAAACUGCGUCUCUCAGCCGAGUGGAGGAAACUGCGUCUCUCAGCCGAAUGGAGGAAACUGCUCCUGUCAGCCAAAUGGAGGAAACUGCGUCUCUCAGCCGAGUGGAGGAAACUGCUCCUGUCAGCUGA